AUGCCGGGCUCACGCUGGGAAGCUGAAGCGAACAAGAACUCAUGGAGAGGUGGUGAAGGGAGUGGGAGCGUUAUCGACAGCAGUGAUUUCGGAAAGGGCCACAAUCCCCAGAAUACCGCCGCAUCCUUCACGUCCUCAAUUCACUCCAUUGCCGAGUCGCGCCCGCCUGCGUCGCCGGGCGGCAGUAGUAGCAGCAACAAGAAGAGUUACGAGGUGGGAGAGUAUGAGGAGGGUGAUGCGACCAGCAGCAUGGGCGACAUCGACCCCUCCUCUGGCCAUAUGCCGCUCUUCUUAGAUAGCACUGGUGUGGACUACUUUGUUCAAGCUGCAUCAUUCUCAGAGCCACUGCAGGGGCAGUCAUCUACAUCUGGUUUUCUAGGUUCAGGCUUUGGUGAUGAUCACCAGCGAAGCACUGCGCAUGAAUUUGGUUUGGGUUUGCCCGCCGAAGAGAAGUCGCCUCCAACAGUGGCGCCGGUGGUGUUGAAGAAUAACUUCUCGCGGCAUACUAAUGUCGAUACCAACGAUGGAGUAGCAGAAGCAACAACUGUGGCCGCGGAUUCCUCUUCAGUGGGGAGAGGAUUGCCGGAUCUCUCACGAAUUCGUAUCACUGCAUUCACUGAAGAAACGUCCGCCCGUUUGUUGGGUGCCGACACACAACCGUUGCGCCGUUUUCGCUGUCCUUGCUGCCGGCACUCUGUCUUGCUCUCGCUCACCGAAGAAUGCGCCGAGGAAACGUAUAAUGCUGGUGAAGAGGAAGACGAUGACGAAGAAAAAGAAACAGUGCCUCUUGAGCCUGAGCCCAUUUCCGAUGCAGGAGGUGUCGGCAGUGGUACCACCACGGUGAUGCGAUUCAACGGUGAUUCGGUCAUGCAUCGCAUCUUGCAGCUGCGCAGCACGCCCUCUACGCGUCGGCAGCUGCAGCUACAGCAUCGACGACCUUCAGCAGUAGUGCUUCACCAGCAUCUUAACACCGGGUCUCAGGGAAGGGAGAUAACAACGACUGCUGUUCCACAGUCUGAGCGGCUCUACCAUUACUACCACCACCCUCACCAAGAGCAACAUAGAGGGGAGCAUAGACAGGGGGGAAGUUCUAAUGAGAACGGGGACUCCUCGCUCUUUCCGUUGCUACCGACUUUCAGUCCGACCUCAUUUGUGCGUGCAUAUGUUGGUGAAGGCAACUACCCAUGGGAGGCGACACUGCACAAUCGGCCGGCGCUUAUUGUGGCUUUCUGCGUGGCGGUGAUGAGCUUUCUGGUUGUGCAGUUCUUGCAGCACCACGUCCUGGAUACACGUGACCAUCUCGGCCUCUUCGUAGUGGGCACAUAUCUCAUACUGUCGAGCUACUACUUGGCGUACUACUUCCUCGAGCGGUACGCGGCCUCAUUCCGCCGUAUCUCACAGGACAAAAAGUUUUACACGAUUGCCAACCUCAUCAAAGCGGGUAUUCUUGUGUCUCUUGUACCCUUCGCCACGCUGCACCUCAGCCGUAUCAUUCUCUUUGACGUGUGGGACACCAACACCCUGCGAAACCUCGGCUGUAUCUACACCGUCCCCGACUUUGUCUCGAUGAUCGUGGUGAAGAGGAUGAGCUGGUCAACAUGGAUGCAUCACCUCUGUGUGUUGCUCUUCAAUUUCUUUAGCACAACAAAUGAUUAUGCGCAGGAGAAUAUAUGUCGCUGUGUUGUCGUCUAUGCGGCCUUUUCAACCUUUGCGUAUUGUGUCAACGUGUUGCUUGCAUCUCGGUUCCUUGGAGUUCCACCCAACACUGCACGCGUACUGUCCUGCAUUGCAGUAGUCGUGUACAUAUUUUGUUGCGCGACGAACUGGACAUGGCAGGUGUACUACCUACGUAAACUGCUUCGUGACGGACACGACCAUUGGACUGUGUAUGCCUACAUGUUUCUAAUAUGCCUCGUUAUGUAUGACGAUAUCACGCUAAACAAGUGGUUACUUCACAAUGCGAAAAGUACAGCGUUUGCUGCUGCGCAACACCAGCAGCAUCAGCGCUGGCAGCAGGAACAACGACAUCAUCAGCAGCAGCAGCAGCAACAACAGUAA
Trypanosoma grayi is the source of this 2058-nucleotide messenger RNA. RefSeq lists its product as hypothetical. The transcript has a single exon. The coding region runs from base 1 to 2058 and encodes 685 amino acids. The record is from RefSeq and is a predicted model, not a curated record. Lineage: Eukaryota; Euglenozoa; Kinetoplastea; Trypanosomatida; Trypanosomatidae.